AUACUAUUGUAUUAAAUUAAACCAACCUCGAGUGUUAAACGGUCCAUAAUACAGGGGGCGGUUUAGUCAAUACAGAUUCCCAUCAAAGUGUUUGACAUGAUGCAGAUUGCCUGAGAUGAGGGGGACGUCUUAUGACGAAAUUAUCCCUAAUCUGAUUUUCCUCCUGGACAGACUCCGGGCAACAAUUAAAGUUUCUCCCCAAAUACAGAAAGGGUAAUAUAGUCAACAAAACGGCACGCGCAACAAUCCUCACCACAAAUACCGAAAAAGUUUUGGAUUUUCCAUAGGACCCAUACCAUCAUAGUGAUUUCGUGAGUACAUUUUCAAAAGCGUUCGCAUCGAGUGGCUCCCGCAAAACGAUGAGGUCAUUUUCGGAAAUAUAUAUCCCACCCCACACCCAACGUAACGUGGCAUCUUGAGCCGAGACCUCGAACAAAAACCCGGUUCAGACCUCAACACGUAACGCAUUCAGCUACUAUUACAGUUCUCGCUAUUCGCCGCGUAAGAUUUACACGUGUCAGUUAAUUACACCGUCAUUGCAAUUUCGUCCCCGUUGCCUUUAAAUAAUCCAUGCUUUUUGAACAGCUCCUUAUCCUCUCCUCGAUCACUGCACGAAAGCCAUAACUUCACGCAACAAAAUAAGUCCACCUUCAGUCGCCGGAGACUAACUCGCCAGGAAGGAAAACAUGGAACCUCCGGCGAUUUCCGAUGACUUUUGGAUCAAUUUAAUUUUGUUGCGUCUCUUGUUUGGAAACUCUAAUAAUCUCUAAUAGUAAUUUCUAGCGGUAGAAACCCUAAGCUAAAGUGACUUUACUUGGCAGAGUUUUCAAGUUAUUCUAUGUUUAGUUUCACAAGGCAGAAGCAAAUUAUUACUUCAAUAUAAUAAAGGAAAAGCCAUAAAAUAUAGAAAAAGGAAAUCAGCGAAACUUGCUCUGUUUUCAGCGUCUACAGUUUUGGCAGCAGAAAUUCGACAUAUUCCUUUGCUUUUUGUGACUUUUCCUUUUUUUUAGUGCUGAGUUUUCUAACUUUCUUCAUCCUCAAACUUUGAAAACAAAUGCGGAGAAUCGAGAAAAGGUGAAUGCGUAGAACUUAUCAAACUUAAUUACUCCAAUUAAAAGUUACGUGUUCUUCUGACUCCAAUUAAAAGUUAAUCUCGAUAUUCUGUAAUGGAAGAGACAAACAAUUGAGAUCGUAAGAGAGACUCUGAUUUGAACUUGUGAUGCCUUUUACUAUGAAAAUUCAGCCGAUCGAUUUUCAGAUAGAUGCUGAGAGGACUCAAGUUGAACCGGUGAAGCCGAUUGUUAAGUCACGGCUGAAGCAGCUCAUCGAACGUCAAUUCCCUGGUGUUCUGAGAAUUUCCGCGUCGGAGAAGAUCAGCGUUGGCGUGGACGCAAACGCAACAGCUGAUUUUGAACCAAGCUCUGUGAGUUUGGCGAAAAUGGUAACUAAUUACAUCGAGGAGAAUCACGAGAAACAAUCGGUUUCAGUUAAGUGUGGACGCAACCGCUGUAACUGCUUCAAUAGAAACUGUGAAGAUAGCUCCGACGAUGAAUUAGACACGCUUGGCGGUUUUGGUGGUUUCGGCGGUUCCAACUCAAACUAUUCUCCUGAAAUUCUCAAGGGUUUGGUAGCUUGUAAAAGUGUGGGUGAGAGGAAUCUUCUAGCAGACACAUCAAAGAUAGUUGAUAAGAAUAAAACGUGCAAACGCAAAGACAGUGUUUGCAAAAAUACCGUUACGGAAGCGUUGUUAGCUCUUGGUUACGAUGCUUCCAUUUGUAAAUCUCGCUGGGAAAAAUCUCCUUCAUAUCCCGCUGGGGAAUAUGAAUACAUAGAUGUGAUAAUAGGGAAUGAACGGUUGAUAAUUGACAUUGACUUCAAGUCAGAAUUCGAGAUCGCAAGAUCAACAAAAGCUUACAAGACGAUUCUCCAGAACCUUCCUUACAUAUUCGUUGGCACGUGCGACCGUUUAGAGAGAAUCGUGGCAAUUGUAUCAGAGGCAGCGAAGCAGAGUUUGAAGAAGAAGGGAAUGCACGUGCCGCCGUGGAGAAGAGUCGAAUACGUCAAAGCGAAGUGGUUUUCAACUUACACGAGAAUUACGCAAAGGAUCAGAGAGGAAAGGCAUAAACAUCAGAUUUUGAAUUUGAUGGAAAACUGUGUCUCGAGUUCCGGUGAAGAGGAGAAGACGGUGGCUGAAUGGAAGCCGCCAGAGUUGAAACCCAAGGGUUCUUUGAAUGGGGUUAAGGUCGUGACUGGUUUAACAGUCGUCUUUGAUAAUGAUAAAUAAACCAUUGAAUUUUUUACUGUUUCUAUUUUCGGCUUAUUUUUUUAUAUUUUAAUUUCCCAAUAUGAGGAUUAAAAUUUUAAAAAUCUUACGUGACUGUAACAGCUCUAAUUCUAUUCCCUUCUGUUUUUUUUUAAGUAUGGGAUGGAGUUUAACUAAUAUGAAAUUAAAUAAAGUUGAGAUAUAGUUUUUUGUAA
This is a messenger RNA of Cicer arietinum (chickpea), 2478 nucleotides long. RefSeq lists its product as uncharacterized. Lineage: Eukaryota; Viridiplantae; Streptophyta; Magnoliopsida; Fabales; Fabaceae. The record is from RefSeq and is a predicted model, not a curated record.